Daldinia vernicosa is the source of this 552-nucleotide messenger RNA. RefSeq lists its product as uncharacterized. Bases 146 to 463 code for a protein of 105 amino acids. The transcript has a single exon. The record is from RefSeq and is a predicted model, not a curated record. Lineage: Eukaryota; Fungi; Ascomycota; Sordariomycetes; Xylariales; Hypoxylaceae.
UACAUAUUACGUACCUACUUAGCGUUCGGAAGACCGACGAGCAUCACGAUCCCCCUUUAACUAGCGCCCACAUUCUGUUUGAUUACGUUUCGCAUAGUUUUCAAUACUUUUAGAUUUGUAAUCCUAUAGCCCUACUCUCUUUAGAAUGGGCUGCGCCGAUGAUUCACUGCGGUACCUAUACCUAAUUUACCUAUCCCAUCUGCCUUUAUCAUUUAUUAGAUCCCAUCUUCUCGUAAUACAUAGUAUCACACUUCAAAUAAAUCUCGAACUGCCCUCUUUCACUUAUGAGACAAAAUCGGCAAGCAGAAGCGCGGCAACUUUUGCAAGCUUAGUCCGGCGGACUUCGCAUCCAUUCAACUACGGAACGCACAUCGAUAUUAUGCAUAUGGUGUUACUCAUCUUGCUAGUGUAUUUGAAGGGCUAUCGGGUAUGUUUUUGCCUUAUGCGGAGAGGCACAUAUUAAUUCGUAACGGUGGUACGAGUAUGUAUGGACAAUCGUUUGCUGCGGAUACGCGAGUUGGCCGCGCUUGAUAUGCGACCAUUAGUCCGCCG